This is a messenger RNA of Sorex fumeus (smoky shrew), 2086 nucleotides long. It is a transcript of the gene CKM, whose product is annotated as creatine kinase, M-type. Gene Ontology annotation, biological process: phosphocreatine biosynthetic process. Gene Ontology annotation, molecular function: creatine kinase activity. The record is from RefSeq and is a predicted model, not a curated record. The transcript is spliced from 8 exons. Bases 106 to 1251 code for a protein of 381 amino acids. NCBI's taxonomy places the organism in Eukaryota, Metazoa, Chordata, Mammalia, Eulipotyphla, Soricidae.
GGCUGGGCCCCCUAUAAAAGGCAGGGGGUCCCCGCCCUUCCUCCGGGUCCCUGUGGUCUCCAGGAUUCGAACUCCCCUUUCAACUCAGCCCAGCCAGCCGCAGCCAUGCCUUUCGGCAACACUCACAACAAGUUCAAGCUGAACUACAAGCCGGAGGAGGAGUACCCUGACCUCACCAAGCACAACAACCACAUGGCCAAGGUGCUCACCCCCGACCUCUACAAGAAACUGCGCGACAAGGAGACGCCCUCGGGCUUCACCCUGGAUGACGUGAUCCAGACUGGAGUGGACAACCCAGGUCACCCCUUCAUCAUGACCGUGGGCUGCGUGGCCGGGGACGAGGAGUCAUAUGAGGUGUUCAAGGACCUCUUUGACCCUAUCAUCCAGGACCGGCACGGGGGCUACAAGCCCACCGACAAGCACAAGACCGACCUCAACCAUGAGAACCUCAAGGGCGGAGACGACCUGGACCCCAACUACGUGUUCAGCAGCCGUGUCCGCACCGGCCGCAGCAUCAAGGGCUACACGCUGCCCCCACACUGCUCCCGCGGGGAGCGCAGGGCUGUGGAGAAACUCUCCGUGGAAGCCCUCAACAGCCUGACCGGGGAGUUCAAGGGCAAGUACUACCCACUGAAGAGCAUGACGGAGGCGGAGCAGCAACAGCUCAUUGAUGACCACUUCCUCUUCGACAAGCCUGUGUCUCCCCUGCUGCUGGCCUCCGGCAUGGCCCGUGACUGGCCUGACGCCCGGGGCAUCUGGCAUAACGACAACAAGAGUUUCCUGGUGUGGGUGAACGAGGAGGAUCACCUCCGAGUCAUCUCCAUGCAGAAGGGGGGCAACAUGAAGGAGGUUUUCCGCCGCUUCUGCGUGGGGCUGCAGAAGAUUGAGGAGAUCUUCAAGAAAGCUGGUCACCCCUUCAUGUGGAAUGAGCACCUGGGCUAUGUGCUCACCUGCCCGUCCAACCUCGGCACCGGGCUGCGUGGGGGCGUACACGUGAAGCUGGAGCAUCUGAGCAAGCAUCCCAAAUUCGAGGAGAUUCUCACCCGUCUGCGCCUGCAAAAGCGAGGCACAGGUGGCGUGGACACGGCUGCCGUGGGCUCAGUGUUCGACGUGUCCAACGCUGAUCGUCUCGGCUCGUCUGAGGUCGAGCAGGUACAGCUGGUCGUGGACGGUGUGAAGCUCAUGGUGGAGAUGGAGAAGAAACUGGAAAAGGGCGGGUCCAUCGACGACAUGAUCCCUGCCCAGAAGUAGGCGCCCUGCCCACCUGCAGCCGACUGCUUGAGCCCCAGCCAAUGGAAGGACCCCGUCUGCUGGAGGCCCCGCCCCUUCACCUUUGCCCCGCCCCUCACCGGAUUCCCGCCUCUAAAAGGGCGGGAGUUGUACGAUUUCCAGGGAAUGGGGUUCAGCCUCUGGGUUCUGGCCAAUGAAAAGCCUCCCUUACACCUGCCUCUCCUUUUUUCAGAGCUCCGCCCACCAACCGGAGCUCCACCUAGUUGAGAGCGCUCCUGCACAUCUGGAGCUCCUGCUUUUUCUCCAAAGCAACAAGUAAAAGCAAAGGUUGCCUUAACUUUGUGCGCAAGUUUUUGAGGGAGGAGGACUCUUGUCGUUGGUCGCCCUGUGACUUCCAUGUGGUUUGCCCUCUUACGAAUGUGCCAGAUAAGCUUUAUCACAACUCUGCAAUGAGCAGUUAGGGUAGAGGCCAAUCCCCCAAAUCACAGAGCCCCAGGGGAAUCUGAGAUCCACAGUGGCCUGACCCAGGGUCACAUUGCUGUACUUGGGCCCUUUCCAACCCCGACUUCAGAUCAGUCAUGCUCAAAUCACACACAACGGAAAAAGGGUCAAACUAAUGACAGAGCCUUGAAUUUGGCCCAUGGGAUUCAUUAGCUGCCUUCUGCAUCUCACCAAACAUCCCUAAGAAUGCUCUUCCCUUACCUCUCCAGUCUGCCUUCAUUUCUCUAUUGGUGCUGUCUUUCCAACUUUCCUUAUUUCACCCUGUAACUCCCCGCCCCCCCCGCAGUUCCUGCCAUCUUCCAGCAUGCAUAAUUAUCUGCAAUUCUUCAAGAGCAAAUGAAAUUACAUCACUGGG